AUGGCCAAGGACCCCUUGGUGGAAGAUUUGCUCCAGGAGGUGUCGGCGGGCAUUCGGGGAUGCCUGUCCGGAGACGGCCUGGCGGCGUACUCCGCCAGCCUCGAGGAGCUUCUGGAGCUGGCUGAGGACCACCAGCUGAGGCAGAGGACGCGGCUGCUAAACCGGCUGGAGAAAUGGAUUCUGGAUGCCCAGGCGGCGGGGCACGGCAGGUGCCUGUGCGGGGUGCGGGGCCUGUCAUUGCAGGCGUUUGGAUCGUCGGUGAUGGGGAUCAGCAGCAGGGGGGGGGACUUGGACAUAUCAGUGGAGGGGUCCCUGCAGGACGCCAGGGUGAGCCGGUCCGGGCAUUUGACGGACGCGGACAGGCGGUUCAGGGGUGACCUGCUGGGAGAGGUGCACCAAACGCUGCAGGCGGGGCGGCACUUCCGGCCCGGCAAGAGCACGCAGCUGAUUAGGACGGCCAAGGUGCCCGUCAGCAAGUUCGUGGAGGCGGAGACGGGCAUCCAUUGCGACCUGUCGAUCGGGAACAGCAUCGGCGUGUUCAAGAGCCUGAUCCUGGGGGAGGUGCUCGGGGUGGACAGGCGGGUGAGGGACCUGGUCGUGAUGGUGAAGAAGUGGGCCAAGGCCAACGAGGUGAACGACCCCUCCAUGGGGACGUUCAACUCAUACUGCCUCACCCUGCUGGUCAUCAGCUUUGUGCAGACGCGCACACCGCCCCUGCUGCCGCCUUUCAGGGACCUGUUUCCUGACCUGCGAGCGACAAUCAGCCAGCACGGCGCGAGCACCGGGGGCCCAUCGCUGCUCUCGGAGAUUGAGCGCUUCAAGGAGAUGGCCAGGGCGUGGGGGGCCAGAAACGACAGGGAGAGGAACCAACAGACGCUGUUCGAGCUGCUGCUGGAGUUUCUGGCCAGCUUUUCCCUGUUGGCGGCGCACUCCCAGCUGAUGCACUACACAGCAGAGGGGAGGCUGGGCAGCGGCUUGCGACCGACGGCCUCACCGUGGGAGGGCGGAUUUACAUCUGUUAGGUGGGACGGCCGUGCCAUUAAGAAGUAUCACUUCUUCGUGGAAGACCCAUUUGAAGCACAGGACAAUUGCGCGAGGACGCUGGCGACGCAGGACUGGUGGUUUGUGUGCAAACUGCUGCAGCAAAUAGCCGAGGAAGCUCAGAACUUCAGGAAUGCACCAGCUGAGGAGAAGAGCAGGCAAUGGUCAAGACUGUCACUUGUUGUGUUUGGCAAGAGACUGUCAGCUUCUGCACCAGGGAGUUCGCAGGGCAGUGAUAAUGGGGACGUGCGUCUCCUUUCGGGACAUAGGAAGGCACUUUUUGUGCAUUUGAACAAGUUCAAAUCAUCGGACAGGAAGUUUGUUGCUUUCAGCAAUAGUUGGUGCUCUGUUCCUGUGCGGAAGCUCCUGACAUCUGUGGUUCAGGAGCUGGGCCUGUACAUGGGGAAGGGGCCCAAGAGAAAGCUGAUCAUCAGCAAGGAUGGCAACCUGAAGGAGGACAUGGUGGAGCACGCUGUGAACAGCACCCUGAAAGUUCGCAGGCCGAAGACGCCCAUCGAUCCAAUGUACUGUGUCGUGAAACAGCGCCUCAGAGAAUUUCUGAAGUGCAGCUUGAGGUUACACAUUUUCCACACCAGCAAGUUCGAGCCAGAGGUGAAGGCAUGGAUUGCUAGUGUGAUUGAGGGCUUGGAUCUCCAGCUCCUUUGGCUCGAGGAUGGAAAUCUGAGAAUCGAAGUUCCGCCCAGUAUGGAUCGUCAUGCUGUUCAGGCAUGUCUAACUGCUGAAUUGGCAGGAGUUGAGCGAUCGCCGAAUGGGUUGCAAGCAUUUGGGCAACAAGAAGAACCUCAAAUAUUGGGGCAAGAUGAAGAUAACAAUUCAUGGCCUGCAGAAUUUGGAGCUCGCAAAGAGCAUGAUGUGGAUGAAGAAGAGAGCGAUGAGGUUCAUCAUUCUUGUGGCGAGUCUGUGGGGCAUAAAGAAGAACACGCGGGGCCCAUCGCCUCUGAUGAGCAGUGUACUGGUCAAGCUGAAGAGUAUGCAUCUCUGCAGCUGGUGGCGAAAACAGACAACAGAAUUGUGGUCAAAAUUAAGACGGGGCAUCGAAAAGCAGUUCCUGAGCACUGCAAUGGAGCCAUAACUGAGCACAAGGAACAUAGUUUGGGAAGGCCGUCGGCCUGGACAGCUCUAGACCAUGUGCAGGAUGAGCUUGAGCCCCAGGGCAGCGCUGUUUUGGCGAAGUUGUCUCUCUGUUGCGCAGCUUCAGAUGAUGCAAAACCAAUAGGCAAUGGUGAGGUGCACGCAGAUCGCCCUGCACCAGUGGCAAAGUUCGCAGGGAGCACAGGGGACAUGGCAGCCCAGCCCGGCGGGGUAGCUGACAAGUCAGACUCCAGCCCUCGUUGGAGGGGCAGCAGCGAGGACACCAGGCUGAAUGCCGACAUCCUCAGGGGUGUGUUGUAUGACCUGUUUGAUGAGCUCUCUGCUUUCAGACAGUCCAAAGACCCUGAGGCUGUCAUAGAUCCAACGGCGUAUGUCGUGCCGGUGGGCUGGGUGCGACAGCAGGUUCGAGACAUCGCAAGGGCGCUCAGCCUGGCGGUCGAGAAGCCUUCCACCACAAAGCGGCAGAUGAAGAUGCGGGUGUGGAGGCGGGCUGCCGGCGACGACUCCAACAGUGACGACGACGAGUGGGAGCUGCAGAGGCAGAGAGGCCAUCCGCAUGAGGUGCACAACAUGGUGGACCAGAGCAGCAGGCUGCAGAUGGGUACCAGGCGGAGGUCGGCAGACAUGCAGGCCAGUGCAAUUCCCAACGUGUACCACCACGGUUUCUUGCGGCAUGAAGACCACCUGUUCAGCUGCUUCAACUGGGUGAGGAAGAUGAACAGCAAGUCCAAUGGGAAGGCGUUCUGGGCAGCGGGGUACACGCCUGAGGUGCAGAGAUUGAUUUGUGAACGAGCUGAGGACAAUGGCCUGUGCGCCAGUGUGAGGGACGGACGCAUCUGGAUGGGGACUGUGCCCGACGAGGGGCAGGCUCAGCUGGUGCAGCGGAUGGACUCGCAGGGAUACCGGUUGAAUCUGGAAAGUUUGAACAGGGAGAUAAUGGUGGGAGUGUACAAUCACCUGUUUGCGCGUCUGCAGGAAAUGAAACAGCAGGGCUUUGAGCAGAUCACCAUUGACAGCGGGGGUUUUAUCAUGAAGCCAGAGUGGGUAGUCGAGCAGACAGCGAUGCUGGCGGCGCAUUUAGGCAGCCUUCAUGUGGGGGACGACACGAACGGAAUCAUGAAGGUUGUGAAUGUGGACGUUGCGAAGCGGCGGUCGCUCGACCAAGGCCCGCGGGGCUUGCCCCCUGGCUUUGUGCCAGCCGAUGCACACCAGGUCCUGAGGAUGCUGCCAAGAGCGGCACCCAUGCGGCAGCCCAACCCACAUUCGAUGCUGGGCCCCAGCGCUGCCAAUGAGCAAGCAAUGGCGCAGGCCAGGAGCAGCCAUGCUGGUCAAAUGCCCAGGGCACGAUUCCCCAUGGCAGUUUCUGAGCCACCAACCAUGGCACCUCACAAGGGAACUGCUGGCAGAGUCUGUGGGUUCAAUGGUCAUGCUGGCCAGUCAGAGAGACUCCAUCCGAUGCACAGCGUGAAGUCUGCAGGUAGGCACAGGCCGGGUGCCUCCAUUCCAGCCGCGAAUGCCCAGGGCCCAUACCCUGGGAAUGCCGGUUUGAGCAUGCCAGAGGAUCCAAGAGGCUUUGGAGGGCCACAGCGGCACUGGAGGGGAGGGGAGGGAUGUGCUCCACAGGAGGGCCGAGGUUCCAGGGGAAGAAGGGGUGGAGGAAGGGGUGGAGGAAGGGGCAGGCGCUCGUCAGAGGACACAAACUCUGGGAAGUCAAAGGGGCAGAGGAGAUAG
Ostreobium quekettii is the source of this 3885-nucleotide messenger RNA. The record is from the annotation of a GenBank genome assembly. NCBI's taxonomy places the organism in Eukaryota, Viridiplantae, Chlorophyta, Ulvophyceae, Bryopsidales, Ostreobiaceae.